UAGAGACAGAGAGAUACACACAGAGAACAUUCAGCAUAAAGAAGACAAACAUCCUGUGAGGAGAAUCAGAGCUGCUGUGAAGCUGAACUCAACUCACAAUGAAGAUCUUCAUCAUCUUCACAUUCUACCUCAUCUCAGGUUCAGUGAGGUGCUUUGAUGUAACUGGAUAUUCUGGAGGAAGUCUUCUUGUUGAUUCUAGGAGUCGUUGCUCAAAUAACUAUCAGAGUCUCCAAAAGCAAUCUCAGGGCAGAUGGAAUAUCCUCAUAGAUAAGUACAAACAGGAUCAGUGGAUUAAUAAAGGAAGAUUCACUCUGUAUUGCAACAAAAAUGGAAACCUCAUGAUCUUCAUCAGAGAACUGAACACAACAGAUGCUGGAAGAUACCGAAUUGGGCCUUCGAGCUUAGAUUUUAUUAAAAUGGAUUUGAAUGUGAAAGUUGAUUCAUGUUGUGAUGGUUCAAAGAGACUGGAGAUGAAAAAUGGAAGAACCGCCAUAUUCAAAUGUGAAUAUUCUGAAAGUAAUGUUAACAAUGCCAAGACUGUAUAUAAAGGAAAUAAAUCAUUUGAUGAGGUGGUCUACACCACUGACAAACGGAAGAGGAAAGGAAGAUUCAGUAUUUCUGAUGACAGAGAUAAACAUUUCUUCAGUGUGACAAUUACUGCUGUGACACCAGAUGAUGGAGGAGUUUAUUUAUGUGGAGUUCAGAUCAACAGAGACUCGUACAGUUACUCCAUUAUUACUACAACUGUUCAUCUACACAUUAUGUAUCUGUUAGGUUCAAACAGAACGCCUUCAUUGUUUGUACAGGAAGAAGAACCUCCUAAGAACACUGAAGUCGAGAUGGAGGUGAAAGAGAUGCCUCCAGUAUUUGGUCAUGAAGGAGAAUCUGUUGAGAUCAUCUGUCCUUAUGAUCCGAUCUAUAAAUCAAAGUCAAAGUAUCUCUGUAAGGGGAAGUGCUCCACUAGAGAUAGAAAUCCUCUCAUUGAGACUGUGACAGACCAGAAUGAGACCAAGACUGACAGAUUGACUCUGAAUGAUGACAUCACAGCAAGUGUCUUUACUGUGACCAUCACUGGACUGACAGCAGAGGAUGCUGGGAAAUACUGCUGUGCAAUGACAUUAGAAAGAGACGUGAAUUAUCUUUACACUCAUCUGAUCAUUAUCAGGAAACAAGAGCUGAUCUUGAAUCAGAUUGAAGGAGACGACAUCUCAAUCAAGUGCAAACAUCAUGAUGAACAUCAGAAAUUCUUCUGUAAAGGACAUCAAGCCUCAAUGUGUGUAAAGGAUGGAGUUUCAUUGGAGAGAAUCAGAGAUGAUGGAUUCUCUUUAAGUGAUGAAGCAUCUACUGGAGUCUUUACUGUAAACAUCACUGAUCUGAGACAAGAGGAUUCUGGGAUAUACUGGUGUGGAUCUGAUGUCAUCACUAAAGUCAUUCUGAACAUCAGAAGAGAUUUCUCCAUGAUCAUCAUCAUUUGUGUGUGUGUGAAUCUGCUGCUGAUUGGAGGAUUCACUCUGAUUCUUUGUAAAUUAAGACACAAGAGACAAGAAAUCACCUCAACAUCAGACAAGAGAAAGAGAGAUACAAAUAGAACGUUUCCCUCAAACUCCUCUGAUGGGCUCCUGUAUGCUGCUGUCAGUUUCCACAAACAUGAAGAUUCUCUCACUGAUGAUACAGUCACAUUCAGGAAAGAGGAGAUUCACAAUGAUUAUGCCACUAUCAGAUACUGCACAAGACUGAAAUGACUCCUCAAUGACAGAUUCAGAGCUCCACCAGUUGGAAAAAAAAAAUAGUUUGAUUUGGUUUUCA
Messenger RNA from Myxocyprinus asiaticus (Chinese sucker), 1806 nucleotides. RefSeq names its product polymeric immunoglobulin receptor-like. Lineage: Eukaryota; Metazoa; Chordata; Actinopteri; Cypriniformes; Catostomidae. The transcript has 9 exons. The coding region runs from base 99 to 1742 and encodes 547 amino acids. The record is from RefSeq and is a predicted model, not a curated record.